Penicillium canescens is the source of this 1810-nucleotide messenger RNA. Its product is annotated as alpha-amylase. Lineage: Eukaryota; Fungi; Ascomycota; Eurotiomycetes; Eurotiales; Aspergillaceae. Gene Ontology annotation, molecular function: alpha-amylase activity; calcium ion binding. Bases 17 to 1810 code for a protein of 597 amino acids. The transcript has 8 exons. Gene Ontology annotation, biological process: carbohydrate catabolic process. The record is from RefSeq and is a predicted model, not a curated record.
UUUUCAUCCAGCAUAUAUGACAUUGUCAAUUAAUUCAAGUAGCCUUUUCAUUGUCUCUGACUUCAUCCGUCAUUUGAUCCUCCUUCAACCGGUCAUGCAAACGCCACCGACAAUGUGGUGGUGGAAGAUUUUGGUGGUUGCUGUCAUUGGGACAGUACAUGCGGCUUCCCGAGACCAAUGGCUCGGUCGGUCAGUCUACCAAGUGGUCACCGAUCGCUUCGCUCGGUCCGAUAACUCAACCACGGCUUCUUGUGAUGCAGGACUGGGAGAGUAUUGUGGUGGGAGUUUACAAGGCAUCAUAAAUAAGCUGGAUUAUAUUCAGGAACUCGGGUUCGAUGCAGUUUGGAUCUCUCCAGUGCAAAGCCAGGAGUCAACUCGCACGGCGGAUCUCUCCGCAUACCAUGGGUAUUGGCCAAAUGACCUGUAUUCCGUCAACUCCCAUUUUGGCACUUCCGAUGACCUCCAAGCGUUAUCCGCAGCGUUGCACGCGCGUGGCAUGUACUUGAUGCUGGACAUUGUCGUUGGUGACAUGGCCUGGGCUGGAAAUGCCUCCACUAUCGAUUACAGCACGUUCAAUCCAUUCAAUGAUCAGAAGUAUUUUCACGACUACAAGCUGCUUGCUGAGGAUCCCACGAAUGACACCUGUGUUCUGGAUUGCUGGAUGGGAGACAACACCCUAUCGCUUCCAGAUCUGCGAAACGAAGAUCAGGAAGUCCAGCAGAUUCUGGGCACCUGGGUUUCGCAGUUGGUUUCGAACUACUCAAUUGAUGGCUUGCGAAUCGACAGUGUCUUGAACAUUCCCCCCGUCUUCUUCUCCAAUUUCAGCAAGUCAGCGGGCGUUUUCACUAUGGGCGAAGGAGCCACAAGAGACGCAUCCGGUUACUGUUCUCUGCAGCCCAGUUUAAGCGGACUUUUAAAUUAUCCGUUAGGGCUUGUUGACACUAUUAGGUAUUAUAUCCUCUCAGAGAGCUUCAACACGACCAAUGGAGACCUGAACAGGAUCGUACAGUCUAUCGACUACAUCAGGACACAUUGCGAGGACGUACUCCCCUUGGGAACUUUCACAUCGAAUCAGGAUGUCCCUCGAUUUGGCUCUUAUACUUCAGACAUAUCGCUGGCUCGCAACAUUCUCACAAUCAGCAUGCUCGCUGAUGGUAUCCCCAUCCUCUACUACGGGGAAGAACAGCACCUGUCAGGUGGGUUCAACCCUGUCAACCGGGAGGCCCUAUGGCUUACCAAAUACUCGAUGAACUCGACCUCCCUACCUUUGCUAGUCCAGUCGCUAAAUCGCAUUCGAUCAUAUGCGAGCGGCGACGGAGAAAAGGCCACGAUUGCCCCGAAGUCAGGGAACGACUAUCUAUCGUACCUCUCAUUGCCAAUCUAUAACUCAACAAACAUCUUGGCCAUGCGCAAGGGGUUUACCGGUAACCAGGUUGUAAGCGUGGUGUCCAACCUGGGAGCCAAGCCAGCCACCAAAGCCACCACCCAAAUCACGCUUGGCUCCGACGGCACGGGAUUUUCAUCCGGACAAAAUGUGACCGAGCUCUUAUCUUGCAAAACAUUUGUAACUGAUUCAAGCGGAAACAUCAAUGUGGACCUCAGCUCGGAUGGAGGGCCUCGGGUGUACUAUCCUACUGAAAGCCUGAACCGAAGCACUAAUAUUUGUGGAGGUCGCACCCAAACAUCGACAGCCUCGUCAGCAAGUCCAAACACUUCCACUGGCGCUGGGAUUUCUUUAUUCAGUUUGGCGUGGGAGAUAAGCACAUUGAUAGUCACGGCUGCAUUGACCACGUCCUACAUUUCCAUCUAA